This is a messenger RNA of Alternaria postmessia, 1026 nucleotides long. RefSeq lists its product as uncharacterized. The record is from RefSeq and is a predicted model, not a curated record. The transcript is spliced from 3 exons. NCBI's taxonomy places the organism in Eukaryota, Fungi, Ascomycota, Dothideomycetes, Pleosporales, Pleosporaceae. Bases 1 to 1026 code for a protein of 341 amino acids.
AUGUACUGGCAAUUGGCAAAACGCCUGGUGGCUGAUUUCCCUCUCAAGUUGACUGGCUUCAUCAUGUACCAGCCGUUGAAUGACCUUGGUGUCAAUUUCUUCAUGACAAACUUUAUUGUGGACGAUCCUGCCAUGUCCCUACUGGAUUACUUGCCCGAUUUCUACGCAAAGAUGGCUCACUCCGAUCCUGCUUUGCCGCAAAUCUGUGCAGCUGUUGGUCUGGUUGGUCUGGUCAACAAAUCUCAUAAUAGGGACAUGCUCAGUGCCGCCACGCACAACUAUGGUGCUGCAAUCCGGGCUAUCAACAAUGCACUGCUGUGUGCGAAGACUGCAGUUCAGGACUGCACAGUCGCAUCGAUUUAUCUGGCAGCGAUGUUUGAGGCGUUGGUCCUUCCAAGGCGCGCAGGUAUGGAUAAUGCCAGUAUCCAUCUAGCUGGUGCUGUUUCUGUCGCACACUUGAUCCUGCAGCAGCAGAAACAGACUGACGUUACCAUUAAGCUAUGCAAUACAUUGAUAAAGACUAUUGUCAUGGAUUGCUGGAUCCAAGGAGUACCACUAUCGCGUAAUAUUGUUGACUUCCAGAGGCUGGUGGAGAAGAAAGCAGAGCGUGUCCUGGUAGAUGACUCCUUUCUCAACAUCAUUCUUACCCUGCUUCAAUUCAAGGAAGAGUAUCGGGAUGCGGAUAAGGUUGAUCCAAUGGUCGUCGUUCAAAGCGCAUUGGCUCUUGACGCAAACCUGGAUGAAUACGCACGCGACCUGGCACAGGAAGCUCCUUUUGAGAAUCGUCAGCUUCCCGACGCUGAGCAUAGCCAUCUCGCGCACAAAGGCUACUUCCAUUGUACCGCCAGUGCCUCCUCCAAGGGUCGCUUCCUCAAGUUCGCGCAGUACCUCAGCCGACCGGGAGACGCACGAGCCCGAUGGUCACACAUCUAUACCGCAGUACAACAACCACAGUCUGCACCAUAUACUCCACCAACUCUACAGUCACGGAUCGGAGCUCUGCCUGCCGCAAUCCAACAAGAUUGA